GAGGGCCCCAUGUCAGUUAUGCGCGGGAGUGACGUCUCCUAACGCCAGCGCCCGCGCCCGCGCCCCAGGAAGUAGGGUUUGCCUUAGGUGAUUUGAAGUCUAAUAUCUUUCCCAAUGAGUUACACUCAUUUCCCAUCCAUCUAAUGGGCGCUGGCAGCGUGUUUCGAUUAUUCUUGGCUUCUGGCCUCCAUCCGACCAAAUAGCUGUUGCUACUCCUACAAGUUUUUCUGGUGUCCGUUAUCUCCACGACAGCCGAAUCCAAAGCUCUAAGAGCUGCUCGGCAGCUGGAACGAUCGGUGGCUUUUCCAACCCCGGGGGGGGGGGUGUGAAAGGUGACUCUCAUUUCGUUUGGAAGCGGUAACACUUCACUUCGGGGUCACAUCUCAGUCCAGUUCCUCCAGAACAGGCGCUGCUGUCCGCCCCUUCCCUGCCCCACGAAAGAAUAGGUAGCCCCAAUCUUGAGACACGCUCCUCCACCUUCGAAAUCUUCUCGGUCCCGGUUCCCCAGGACUCAGCCUUCACAGAGGCCAACUUCAGUGACUGUAUUUUUAAAUUCAUUGACACCCAAAUUCUAUGUGGCACUUACAGGGACCUCUUCAUUGAUAUCAGGACUAAUAUUUAUAUUUGAAUGGUGGUACUUCCAUAAGCAUGGCACAUCUUUUAUUGAGCAAGUAUCUGUAAGCCAUUUGCAACCACUGAUGGGAGGAACAGAGAGCAGCAUUUCAGAACCAGGUUCUCCUUCGAGGAACAGAGAAAAUGAAACCAGCAGACAGAAUUUGUCAGAAUGUAAGGUAUGGAGAAACCCUCUAAAUCUUUUCAGAGGAGCAGAAUAUAGGAGAUACACUUGGGUGACUGGUAAAGAGCCACUUACAUACUAUGACAUGAACCUGUCAGCUCAGGACCAUCAGACCUUUUUCACCUGUGACACAGAUUUUUUACGUCCUUCAGACACAGUUAUGCAGAAGGCUUGGAGGGAAAGAAAUCCUCCAGCUCGAAUCAAAGCAGCCUAUCAAGCUUUAGAAUUAAACAAUGACUGUGCCACUGCAUAUGUUCUACUGGCUGAGGAAGAAGCAACAACUAUUGUAGAUGCUGAAAGGUUAUUUAAACAGGCACUCAAGGCAGGAGAAACAAUUUAUAGGCAGUCACAGCAGUGCCAGCACCAAAGUCCUCAGCAUGAAGCUCAACUGAGGAGAGAUACCAAUGUACUGGUAUAUAUUAAAAGAAGAUUGGCAAUGUGUGCAAGAAAAUUAGGAAGAAUAAGAGAAGCAGUAAAAAUAAUGAGAGAUUUGAUGAAAGAAUUUCCUCCUCUUACCAUGUUGAACAUCCAUGAAAAUCUCUUAGAAUCACUUUUAGAAUUACAGGCCUAUGCAGAUGUUCAGGCAGUCCUAGCAAAAUAUGAUGAUAUAAGCCUUCCAAAGUCAGCAGCAAUCUGUUACACAGCAGCACUGUUGAAGACAAGGACUGUUUCAGAAAAAUUCUCUCCAGAAACAGCCUCCAGAAGAGGAUUAAGCACAGCAGAAAUUAAUGCCGUGGAAGCAAUUCAUAGAGCUGUGGAAUUUAAUCCUCAUGUUCCAAAAUAUUUAUUAGAGAUGAAAAGUUUAAUUUUACCUCCAGAACACAUUCUGAAACGGGGUGAUAGUGAAGCAAUUGCCUAUGCUUUCUUUCAUCUUCAGCACUGGAAACGAAUAGAAGGUGCUCUUAAUCUGUUAGAGUGUACAUGGGAAGGCACUUUUAGAAUGAUUCCAUACCCGUUAGAGAAAGGACAUCUAUUUUACCCUUAUCCCAGCUGCACAGAGACGGCUGAUAGAGAGCUAUUACCUACCUUUCAUCAUGUUUCUGUUUACCCAAAAAAGGAGCUUCCUUUGUUCAUCCAUUUCACAGCAGGAUUUUGCUCUUCUACAGCAAUGAUAGCCAUUCUCACUCACCAGUUUCCUGAAAUCAUGGGUAUUUUUGCUAAAGCUGUGCUGGGACUCUGGUGCCCCCAACCCUGGGCAUCCUCAGGCUUUGAGGAGAAUACACAGGAUUUGAAGUCAGAAGACCUAGGUUUGAGUUCUGGCUGAGCCACGCACUGUUCAUGUGACCUUGGACAAAUCACCAAAUUUUUCUGAACAGCAUCUGUAAAGUGACAGUAACCCCUACCUCACAGGGUUGUUGUGAGGAUUACAUAUAUGCUAAAGCAUUUUGCAUAUGAAAAAGCUUCUUAUGAAUAUUGUUAUUCCUAGGGAAACCCCCCUUGGAAGCUGUCAAAAAGGACAACUGUAGAUGAAAUUGUCUUCCUUUUUUCUUCAUUCAGCUUAGCCUUUCUGUUUGGCCAGGGCUACUUACAGGGGCUGUUGGGGUUGAAGUAAAGUCACCGCAUUUUGGCUCCUUUGGUCAAAGAGAAAGAACUCUAAUGUCCAGCUGCUCCAUCGAUAUACUCAUAGAAUGGAAGUGAGCAAAGGAAAAUUUUAAGCCAGGAUAGUUAACCGUUAGGAGGCCAGUGGGAGAAUGCUUGCCUUGCAUUUGCAAAUCCAGAAUGACUAAAACAUCUUAAGUAAAUGAGGAAUAGCCACCGAGAUGCUCAGAGAUAAUAUAAGCCAUGAGUGGGAGGUGGGAAAAUGAGUUCGUCAACGCCCUCUCUUUUCUAUCCCUUUACCUUUGAGGUCAAGGACAGGGCAUAUUACUGACACCCCACUGGCUAUUGCCCUAUACCUGCCAAUCACCCAAAGAAAAUAAUAGCUUCUGAGAAAGCUCAAUUCACUGUAGCAACUGUGAUAUAUUUACCCUAAUAAAGCCACCACUUGGUCUUUUCCAGUGCUUCUCUCUUAUGGAGAUCAUCCCUGGAAUCCAAAGCUCUCCAGUUUUCUAACCCAGUUAAGAGUUAAAAACAACCACAGGUCAUGAGCAGUAGGCUUGGCAGUUAUACCCCAUGCAGUCAUAGGAGACUGCUCCAUCAUUCUCAGCACAUAGGGUGCACAUCUCACUAUCUCUGGCAUGAACCAGCCUUGCGAACUUGUACAGUCUCAGCCACUCUGCUUUGAUGGUAAUUCUUCACCACUGAUCUCUCCUCACCAUGCCCUUCCUGCAUCCUUCCCCCAACCACCCACCAGAGGAGUUCUGGUCCCCAAACCAAAGAGUUGCCUGCAGGUUGGUAAUGUAACUUUGUAGAUAUUCCUUGAUUAAAGCCAGACCCUAUUGGUAUCCUUUUUGAAGUACUGGAUCGAAAUCUAAUUGCUUUUUUUUUUAAUUGUUGGGGAGAGGAGGAUGAGCAGAACUCCUAUGCAGCCUGAGAGAAGUUCUCUAUGUGUCCAUAUAUGUACACCUCUGUGUGUGUGUGUGUAACCUCAUGGUUGUGCUCAGGCUGACAGGGAGGGCAAAGAGUGAAAAGGAAGCAUCUAUUUCUUGUUAUCCAACAUUGCUUCAAAGAUGCCCAACCCCCGUAGUAGCAGGCAGUUCCCAAGUGGAGGGUCGGGGCAGAGGCCUCCACCAAGGCCAUCAAUAACCAGGUGUGAGCUACAGGUCUCUGUGUAAUGUGAAGCUCUCCCGUAUUUCAUUUCUGCACCCAGGGGGCGGCUCUGCAGGAUUGCUUACGGAGAACUCUGUGUCUGGCACCUCUCUCCACAAGGCCCAGGCGCCCAGGGUCCCACCGACCUGCCCAGGAAUGCAUCACAUUGUUCUCUGGUGCUGUAAUUUGGCUGCAGGAGCUAGGCUGAAUGCCUCCCAGGGAUGAGAAACAUACUCUCCCUGGCGUCCUCCCUUUGCCCCAGCUAGCUUGAGCUUCUGCCCUAUGACCACUGAGUGCAUUUAAAUAAAAACCUCAGAAAGACUGAGGAAAAAAAAUCCUAAUUAUCUCUCUUCUGUUAAGCCAUGUAGAGACUCGUGUCCUGAGUGGGUCUGAGAAUUUGGCAAAGACUUACUGGUUGGUGUUCUUGAUGAGGGAAGUGAGACAAAGGAGAAGAAAUUACUCCCUGCAACAGGAGGAAUAGAAAUGAAGCAGUGAGUGUUCAGAAAUUAGAUCUACAAGAAGUUUUGCAAACAGACCCUCAGGGCCAGGCAAUGUUUGUUUUUGUUUUUUGUUUUUUGUUUUUUUUUUAAUCUGAAGCCCCUGAUUUUAUUUUUCCAGCAUCACUCUAAGGAAGAGUGUGGAUUAGUGCCAUUAUUCAGGGCUGGUAUUAAUAAAAGUUAGCUUUUAUCUGCAGGGCUAGGUUAAGGCUGGCAUUCUUACUUUUACAUUAGAAAAACUGGCUACAGCCUGCGCAGCUGAGGUACUUCAGUCAUGUGCCUUCUCUAAAGGAUUCUUAGAUCCUUAAAAUAUAUAGUAUGUUUUAAGUUUGUAUCUAAAUAGCACUUACUGUAAUGUAUUAUACCUAAAUGUUUAUUAAAAGUUAGAAGAAAUGAGUACCAACAGGAAGGAAUGGAAGACAGGAGAGGGGCUAAGACAUUGCUGAUCUGAGGGACAGACCUCUAUCAAAUAGAAGAGGGCUGGGAGAAGGGGUGAUUAGAAGCAGAGUGAGGGAACUAAAUGGAGCCCUGACUGCACCAAAUAAAGUUCUCAUUUUGCUGCUUGUUCCAAAUAAA
This is a messenger RNA of Pan troglodytes (chimpanzee), 4557 nucleotides long. RefSeq names its product suppression of tumorigenicity 7 like (gene ST7L). Gene Ontology annotation, molecular function: protein binding. The coding region runs from base 699 to 2060 and encodes 453 amino acids. Lineage: Eukaryota; Metazoa; Chordata; Mammalia; Primates; Hominidae. The record is from RefSeq and is a predicted model, not a curated record. The transcript has 15 exons.